AUGCCUGCGUCCACUGAUACCGAGAACACAGACGAUAACGGGAAAGACGUCCACCAGGGCUCUCACCCGAGUGGGGUUUACUCUUCUCGCACCAUGCAGCAGAUGGGCAUUCCCCAGGGAGCGGUUCCUACGAAGUCCAAGACUCCCGACAUGGAGUUGGCAUCGGUCUCAGAGAUGAACACCGACGAGAGAGACUUUCGCAAGAAGCAGUCCCUGGGAGUGAUCUACGGCGAUAUUGGUACUAGCCCUCUUUACGUCUACUCGUCAACCUUCACCAGCGAACCAAGCAAGGCGGACAUUCUGGGCGCCGUGUCCCUCGUUAUCUGGGCUCUGACCAUCAUGGUGACCACCAAAUACGUGUGCAUUGUCUUAUCCGCAGAUGAUGAAGGCGAAGGAGGAACCUUUGCGUUGUACUCUCUUCUCUCCCGUUAUGCUCAUCUGGUCCGAUUCGACCCCCGCCACACUAAUCUGAUUCCGAUGCAACGUUUCAACACGGACGAUCUGCAGAAGCCUAACCAGAUGACAAGAAAUUUUCUGGAGCGAAGCAAAUUCAUGAAAUGGCUCUUGAAGAUUGUGGGCGCAUUUGGAGUAUCACUAUUGCUUGCCGAUGGCGUUCUUACUCCAGCACAGUCCAUUCUUGGAGCCAUUCAAGGGAUUACGGUUGUGAAUCCGAACAUCUCUUCGUCAACGGUUACGGGUGUCUCCUGUGCCAUCCUCGUCCUCGUCUUUCUCGUCCAACCCUUCGGGACUAGCAAGAUUGCCAGCACAUUUGCGCCGAUAGUCAUCGUCUGGAUGAUUUUCAACCUGACCUUCGGAAUCUACAACCUCGCUAUGUACGACGCGUCUAUUCUAAAGGCUUUCUCUCCAUAUUUUGCCGGGUCUUUCUUGGUCCGUAACGGGCGAUCAGGCUGGUUGCAGCUUGGUGGUAUCCUGCUGGCAUUCACGGGAGUCGAAACUCUCUUCGCUGAUCUGGGAGCAUUCAGCCAAAGAGCAGUUCGCAUGUCUUGGCUGUUCUUUGUUUACCCAUGCUUGAUGGUCUCGUACAUCGGGCAAGGUGCACACAUCAGUGUUGUUCCCAGCGCAUAUGCCAACCCUUUCUUCCUCACAGUCCCUCCGGGAAUGCUUUACCCCAGUCUUGUAAUGGCAGUUCUGGCCUGCGUCGUUGCCAGCCAAGCGGUGAUCACCGGUUCGUUCCAGUUGCUGGCUCAAAUCAUGAAAUUAUCAUAUUUCCCCCAAAUUAGAGUCUAUCACACAUCCAAAACCUUCCACGGACAGGUUUACAUUCCCAUGGCCAACUGGCUUAUGAUGAUUGGUACUGUGAUUGUGACAGCUGUCUAUAACAAUACCACAGCCUUGGGUGAGGCCUAUGGAGCCUGCGUGAUUCUCGUCUCAUUCCUGACUACGUGCAUGGUUACUGUGGUGGCGCUCAUCGUGUGGCGACUACCAAUCUAUCUCGUCCUACCUGUUUUCGUCGUCUUCGCUCUCUGGGACGGCAUGUUCCUUUCCGCCGCCCUGAGUAAGGUGCCGCACGGCGCAUGGUUUACCCUGAUGCUAGCCGUUGUUAUCACUUGUGUUUUCACGUUGUGGCGCUACGGCAAAGAAGAGCAAUGGUCCGCCGAAGAAUCUGACAACGCGCUUAUAUCCCAAACCACCAUGUUGAAAGAUACAGGGCUCCAGUUGCAGGAAUCGUUUGGAGGCUCAUGCAUCUCAACCAUCGCCGGCCUAGGUAUUUUCUUCGACAAGUCAGGCACUCCAGGCAACACCCCCAUUGUAUUCCUCCACUUCUUGCAGAAGUUCAGCGCCAUGCCCGAGGUAACAGUCUUUCUGCACCUACGACCACUCUCAGUCCCAUCUGUCGCUCCCAAUGAGCGAUACACCGUCACCCGUUGUUUCACAUAUGGCAGCGGACCGGGGAAAAAGCCAAUUCCAAACUGCUACCGCCUGAUGGUUCGACACGGCUACACUGACGAAAUCAUCACACCCGACUUGGCCGUCCUUGUUCUGGACCUGAUUCGCGCCUAUCUAUCCGCGGAUCAUCGUGAUAAUGAAAGAGCUGGUGAGUCAGAGGAAAUGAUCACCUUGCUAGGCGCCUGGAAGUCUCAGGUCAUCUACAUCGUCGGCAAAGAGCAAUUGAAGAUUGCGCAACGCACAAACUUCAUUCGCAAGAUAAUUCUCUGGUUAUUCUUGUGGGUGCGGGACUCUAGUCGAACUAAGAUCCAACAGAUGAAGGUCGAUAGCGAUCGUCUUGUGGAAGUGGGCUUCGUGAAGGAGAUUUAA
Molecule: messenger RNA, 2277 nt
Organism: Penicillium maclennaniae
Lineage: Eukaryota; Fungi; Ascomycota; Eurotiomycetes; Eurotiales; Aspergillaceae
Product: potassium transporter
Exons: 10
Coding region: 1-2277 (758 amino acids)
Biological process (GO): potassium ion transmembrane transport
Cellular component (GO): membrane
Molecular function (GO): potassium ion transmembrane transporter activity
Source: RefSeq, a predicted model, not a curated record